GAUGUUUGCCCGUCAGUCGAGUCCGGAGUGAGGAGCUCGGGCGCCGGAGCGGAGGGAGACUCUUGAGCUUAAGCUUGCCGCCGCCACGGCCACCGCCUGGACCUUUGCCCGGAAGGAGCCGCAGAGGGUCUGGCGCCGCCGUCCUCUGGAGGGCAGCGCGAUUCGGGGCCCGGACCUCCAGUCCGGGAGGGAUUUUUCGUCGUCCCCCCCUCCCCCCAGCGAGGGAGCCCGAGCGGCCGCCAAACAAAGGUACCAGUCGCCGCCGCGGGAGGAGGAGGAGCCGGAGCUUCAGCCUCAGCAACCGCUGGACCCGCCGCCCUUCUUCCCCCAUCUCUCCCCCCGGGCCUGCUGGUUUUGGGGGGGAGUAGGGGAGGGAACUCUGGACGUGCCAGGGUCAGAGCUCGCCUCCGAGGAAGGUGCAGGUGAAUCUGGUGUUUUCGAGGGGAUCGCGGUCCCUGAAUCAUCAUGAAGGCCCUUGAUGAGCCUCCCUAUUUGACAGUGGGCACUGAUGUGAGUGCUAAAUACAGAGGAGCCUUUUGUGAAGCCAAGAUUAAGACAGCAAAAAGACUUGUCAAAGUCAAGGUAACAUUUAGACAUGAUUCUUCAACAGUUGAAGUUCAGGAUGACCACAUAAAGGGCCCACUAAAGGUUGGAGCUAUUGUGGAAGUGAAGAAUCUUGAUGGUGCAUAUCAGGAAGCUGUUAUCAAUAAAUUAACGGAUGCAAGUUGGUACACUGUAGUUUUUGACGAUGGCGAUGAGAAGACGCUGCGGCGGUCGUCUCUGUGCCUGAAGGGGGAGAGGCAUUUUGCUGAGAGUGAAACAUUAGACCAGCUCCCACUCACCAACCCUGAACAUUUUGGCACUCCAGUCAUAGGAAAGAAAACAAAUAGAGGAAGAAGAUCUAAUCAUAUACCAGAGGAAGAGUCUUCUUCAUCCUCCAGUGAUGAAGAUGAGGAUGAUAGGAAGCAGAUUGAUGAGCUACUAGGAAAAGUUGUAUGUGUAGAUUACGUUAGUUUGGAUAAAAAGAAAGCACUAUGGUUUCCUGCAUUGGUGGUUUGUCCUGAUUGUAGUGAUGAAAUUGCUGUGAAAAAAGACAAUAUUCUUGUUCGAUCUUUCAAAGAUGGCAAAUUUACUUCAGUACCAAGAAAGGAUGUCCAUGAAAUUACUAGUGACACUGCACCAAAGCCUGAUGCUAUAUUAAAACAAGCCUUUGAUCAGGCACUUGAAUUUCACAAAAGUAGAACUAUUCCUGCUAACUGGAAGACUGAACUGAAAGAAGAUAGUUCUAGCAGUGAAGCAGAGGAAGAAGAGGAGGAGGAAGAUGAUGAAAAAGAAAAGGAGGAUAAUAGCAGUGAAGAGGAGGAAGAAAUAGAACCAUUUCCAGAAGAAAGGGAGAACUUUCUUCAGCAGUUGUACAAGUUUAUGGAGGAUAGAGGCACACCUAUUAACAAACGGCCUGUACUUGGAUAUCGAAAUUUGAACCUCUUUAAGUUAUUCAGACUUGUACACAAGCUUGGAGGAUUUGAUAAUAUUGAAAGUGGAGCUGUUUGGAAACAAGUUUACCAGGAUCUUGGAAUCCCUGUUUUAAAUUCGGCUGCGGGAUACAACGUUAAAUGUGCUUAUAAAAAAUAUUUGUAUGGUUUUGAGGAGUACUGUAGGUCGGCCAAUAUUGAAUUUCAGAUGGCAUUGCCAGAGAAGGUUGCUAACAAGCCAUGUAAGGAGUGUGACAAUGUAAAAGAAAUGAAAGUUAAGGAGGAAAAUGAACCAGAAAUCAAAGAAAUAAAGAUUGAAGAAGAGGAGAAUAGAAUACCAGAAGAAGAAAAGCCUACUGAUGAUGAUAUUGAAAGAAAGGAAAAUAUUAAACCCUCUCUGGGAAGUAAAAAGAAUGUUUUAGAAUCUAUACCUACACAGUCUGACCAGGAAAAGGAAGUUAGCAUGAAAAAAACAGAAGAAAAUGAGAAUCCGGAAGACAAAGAUGAGGAGACACCUGGGGUAGAUGAAUCCCUCAGCAUAAAGGUAGAAGCUGAAGAAGAAAAAGCCAAAUCUGGAGAUGAAACGAAUAAAGAAGAAGAUGAAGAUGAUGAAGAAGCAGAAGAGGAGGAGGAGGAGGAGGAGGAGGAGGAAGAGGAUGAAGAGGAUGAUGACAACGAUGAGGACGAGGAAUUUGAAUGCUAUCCACCAGGCAUGAAAGUCCAAGUGCGGUAUGGACGAGGGAAAAAUCAAAAAAUGUAUGAAGCUAGUAUUAAAGAUUCUGAUGUCGAAGGUGGAGAGGUCCUUUACUUGGUGCAUUACUGCGGAUGGAAUGUGAGAUAUGAUGAGUGGAUUAAAGCAGAUAAAAUAGUAAGACCUGCUGAUAAAAAUGUGCCAAAGAUAAAACAUCGGAAGAAAAUAAAGAAUAAAUUAGACAAAGAAAAAGACAAAGAUGAAAAAUACUCUCCAAAAAACUGUAAACUUCGGCGCUUGUCAAAACCACCUUUUCAGACAAAUCCAUCUCCUGAAAUGGUAUCCAAACUAGAUCUUACUGAUGCCAAAAACUCUGAUACAGCUCAUAUUAAAUCCAUAGAAAUUACUUCUAUCCUCAAUGGACUUCAAGCCUCUGAAAGUUCUGCUGAAGACAGUGAGCAGGAGGAUGAGACAGGUGCUCAAGGCAUAGAUAACAGUGGCAAAGAGGAAUCUAAAAUGGAUCAUUUGACCCAUGCCAGAAACGAUCUUAUUGCAAAAGAGGAACAGAACAGUUCAUCUUUGCUAGAAGAAAACAAAGUCCAUGCCGAUUUGGUGAUAUCCAAACCAUUGUCAAAAUCUCCAGAAAGAUUAAGAAAAGAUAUGGAAGGAUUAUCUGAAGAUACGGAUUAUGAAGAAGAAGAUGAAAUCACAAAAAAGAGAAAGGAUAUUAAGAAGGACACUGCAGAGAAGUCUUCAAAGCCACAAGUAAAACGUGGUAAAAGAAGGUAUUGCAAUACAGAGGAGUGUUUAAAAACUGGAUCACCUGGCAAAAAGGAAGAGAAGGCCAAGAACAAAGAAUCACUUUGCAUAGAAAACAGUAGCAACAGCUCUUCAGAUGAAGAGGAGGAAGAAAAAUCGAAAACAAAGAUGACACCAACGAAGAAAUACAAUGGUUUGGAGGAGAAGCGAAAAUCUCUACGGACAACUGGUUUCUAUUCAGGGUUUUCGGAAGUGGCAGAAAAAAGGAUAAAACUUUUAAAUAACUCUGAUGAGAGACUUCAGAACAGCAGAGCUAAAGACCGGAAGGACGUGUGGUCUAGCAUCCAGGGACAGUGGCCCAAGAAAACCCUGAAGGAGCUGUUUUCGGACUCGGACACGGAGGCGGCUGCCUCACCGCCCCAUCCCGCCCCCGAGGAGGGGUCCGCAGAGGGGCCACUGCAGCCGGUGGCCGAGGAGGAGGGCUGCCCCCCUGGCGCCGAGCUGGAAGCCCUGCCGCCGCCUGGCGCCCAUGGCAGGCCCGCCGAGGAGAAGCCAGUAGAGGCCGCUGACAAAAAAGCAGAAUUUCCCAGUAGUGGCAGCAAUUCCGUGCUCAAUACCCCUCCCACCACCCCCGAGUCGCCUUCCUCAGUCACGGUCACGGAAGCCGGGCGGCAGCAGUCUUCGGUGACGGUGUCGGAGCCUCUGGCCCCAAACCAAGAAGAGGUUCGAAGCAUCAAGAGUGAGACGGAUAGCACAAUCGAGGUGGACAGCGUCGCGGGGGAGCUGCAGGACCUGCAGUCGGAGGGGACCAGCUCGCCGGCAGGCUUUGACGCCAGCGGCAGCUCCAGCGGGAGCACUCAGCCGGAGCCGGAGCACCCUGACAGAGGUCAGAAAAGAGGGAAAGAAUCUCAGGGAGGAGGAAGUUCAUCAAAAAAGCAGAAGCGAAGCCAUAAAGCAACAGUGGUAAACAACAAAAAAAAGGGAAAAGGCACAAACAGUAGUGAUAGUGAAGAACUUUCUGCUGGAGAAAGUGUAACAAAGACUCAGCCAGUCAAAUCAGUAUCUACUGGAAUGAAGUCUCACAGUACCAAAUCUCCUGCCAGGACACAGUCCCCGGGAAAAUGCGGAAAGAAUGGUGAUAAGGAUGCUGAUCUCAAGGAACCCAGUAAUCGACUACCCAAAGUUUACAAAUGGAGUUUUCAGAUGUCGGACUUGGAAAAUAUGACAAGUGCUGAACGCAUCACAAUUCUUCAAGAGAAACUUCAGGAAAUCAGAAAACAUUAUCUGUCAUUAAAAUCUGAAGUAGCUUCCAUUGAUCGAAGGAGAAAGCGUUUAAAGAAGAAAGAGAGAGAAAGUGCUGCUACAUCCUCAUCCUCUUCUUCCCCUUCAUCCAGUUCCAUAACAGCUGCUGUUAUGUUAACUUUAGCUGAACCGUCAAUGUCCAGCGCAUCACAAAAUGGAAUGUCAGUUGAGUGCAGGUGACAGCAGGACUUGCUAAAGCACUUUGCACUUAAUGGCUGUUGAAGGCCACAUCUUUUUUUAUACUGCACAGUGGCACAAAAAAAUCAGACAAGCACUAUUUUAUAUUUAAUUGUUUCUUGACAAGCUGACUUGGCACUUAAGUGCACUUUUUUUAUGAAGAAAAAGUACAAUGAACUGCUUUUCCUCAAGCAAUAAUUGUUUCCAACUUGUCUGGGAAUUGUGUGUCUGGUAACUUGAAGGCCUUCCACUGUGGCAAAUGGAGGCUUUUCACUGCCUGUAGAGACAAUACAGUAAGCAUAGUUGUUAGGUGGGCCAGAACAUGUUAAGAUAACUUACUGUAUAUGUAUUCCCUUGUAUUUUGUUAAAGCUGGAACAUUUGAUAUUUUUCCAUUUAUUUAUGAAAAAAUAUGAACCUAUUUUCAUUUGUACGAGCUAAUUGUUUUUUAAAGCAAGUCACCUUAGGGUGGCUUUAAUUGUAUAAGUCAAGCACAUGUAAUAAAUUCAAAACCUGCAGUUAACAGGAUAUUAGACACCAAUCCUGGUAACCAAAUAUUAAAGAUUCUCUUUAAAAAAGACUGAACAUGUUUACAGGUUUGAAUUAGGCUAAAAGGUCUUGCAGUGGCUUUUCAUGCCCCUUCAAAUUGGAAUGGAACUACUGUACUUUGCCAUUUUUCUAUAAAUCAGUAUUUUUUUUUAAUUUUGAUAUAAUAACAUUGUGUGAAAAAAGAAAAUGGCUAAAAAACUGUAUUAAAUCUUAAUGUAUAAAGAUUGUACUUAGCCAGUUCAAAGUGUAUAUUUAUUCAUAAUGAAUUAUAACAGUUAUAUUUUUGUGUUUUCUUGUAAAUGUUUCUUUUUCCUUAAAUACAGAUAAUUCAUUUGUAUUGCUUAUUUUAUUAUGAGAUACAACAAGAGGACUUCAGGAACAAGUAAACUGUAUUAGUAUGGUUCAAGGUUGUUGAUAUGAACUGUCUCAAAAGGAUGGUUGUUAUUUUAAGUAUAAAUAGCUAAUCGGGGUGGUAGGCCUAUAAAAUUAAAUGCCUUGUAUAAAAUCCAAAAUGAACGCAAACUUGUUUUCACUUGUAUUGACUUUAUGUUGUAUGAUUCCAAUCUCUGUUCUGUUUGGCACUUGUAUUUAAUUCUACACCUUUGUAAGACAUUUGUAUAUUGCGGAUGUGUUCAUUCAAGCUAUUUAAUACCUGGCACUGUUAAUACACAGUACUUUACUGUACAGACUGUUUUACUGUUUUAAUUGUAGUUCUGUGUACUUUUUUUGGACGGGGCUGGCAUGUUUUAUUUGUUUUCUGGCAAUACGACGUGAGAAUUUCGAAGCGUUUUGUUGUAGAUGCUAACGUGUCAGAAUCCUUUACAUUCAACUUUUCUAAGAAAAGCAUUUUCAGUCUUGUAGUGUGUGCUUACAGUAACUAAUUUUGUUGACAAUGGUUUCAAGUUAUUCAAAUUUGUACAGGACUGUAAAGAUUUGUUGACAGCAAAACGUUGAAGAAAAAGCUUAUAGAAUAAAAGCUAUAAAGUAUAUAUUAGGAUCUGCAAACAAUGAAGAAUUAUGUAAUAUAUUGUACAAAUGUAAGCAAAGGCUCUGAAAUAAAAUGCCAUAGUUUGUGAAUCCUU
Molecule: messenger RNA, 6030 nt
Organism: Suricata suricatta (meerkat)
Lineage: Eukaryota; Metazoa; Chordata; Mammalia; Carnivora; Herpestidae
Gene: ARID4B
Product: AT-rich interaction domain 4B
Exons: 24
Coding region: 466-4404 (1312 amino acids)
Biological process (GO): regulation of transcription by RNA polymerase II
Cellular component (GO): nucleus
Molecular function (GO): transcription cis-regulatory region binding
Source: RefSeq, a predicted model, not a curated record